Molecule: messenger RNA, 1943 nt
Organism: Ooceraea biroi (clonal raider ant)
Lineage: Eukaryota; Metazoa; Arthropoda; Insecta; Hymenoptera; Formicidae
Product: forkhead box protein E1
Biological process (GO): animal organ morphogenesis; regulation of transcription by RNA polymerase II
Cellular component (GO): nucleus
Molecular function (GO): RNA polymerase II cis-regulatory region sequence-specific DNA binding; DNA-binding transcription factor activity, RNA polymerase II-specific
Source: RefSeq, a predicted model, not a curated record
CAAUUUGAGACGCCAUUGGUCGCAGCAUCCUGCUUUCAUCCGAGACGUCAGCGUGCAACCAAUACGGAUCCCACGUUCCCGACCCCGUCGGCUACGCCCACGAGAGAAUCGUCCCGAUGCUGUCACGCCGCGAUCAACGUCAUCGACGCGGUCGAGAUUCCGCUUUGGUGCCGGGCGAGCGAACAGCAGUCAUCCGAAAACACUUAGCGGCGCAUCACAGCGACUCCGUAAGCCGUCCGCGAGGCGAGUCUAAAUAAUUGACCCCUCCGCGCGCACGGUGGAAUCGCGCAAACAAUUUACAUCCGGUCGUGUAAAUAUCCGCGACCUCGGCGUCGCGAUUCAUCGGUGGCGGUGAAGGUCCCGGGCGGGUUCGUUGAUCCGCGGGACCGUGGAAUUUUGAUCGACCUGCGGAUCGAGAUUUUCACGUCGCUCACGACGUUGUACGACGACAGUUACACUUCGUUUCGUGCGACAUCUCGCUUGGAUGCUUCCGUGCGUCGAACGCCGCUCGGAAAAAUCGUCAUAAACUGUGGUGCAUCUACUUGGACGGAUUGUGCUAGCUUCCUGACGUGUCGUUGUGAUAAUCCGAGGAACAUCGCGCGCGUACACCGUUAAAAAUUAUGUUCGCCAUGCUUGGACUCUGACGAUCUUCUUCGGCAACCGGAAGCUCGAUGGACCAGAGCGUGAUCGUGCCGUCGGUGCCGCGCGACGUCGGCGCUGGCGCCGAUAGGCUGGCGAACACGAAGAACGAGUCGGACUCCGGCCUCCAUCAGCAUCAGGAGCAGACGAUUGUGCCCGUGCACUCGAACUCGUCGACGGUGACCGCGCGCUCGGCAGUCCUGUCGAUGAGCGGUGCGACGAGCGGUUUGUCCCAGGAGACGAGCCUGGAACCGCUGAUGUGCAACCCAACGAGCAAUGAGAUGCCGCGGAAACCCGGCGCUCGACGCCAGGAGAAGCCGCCGUACUCGUACAUCGCGCUGAUCGUGAUGGCUAUCCAGUCGAGCCCGGGCAAGAGGCUGACGCUGUCGGAGAUCUAUUCGUUCCUGCAGCAACGCUUCCCGUUCUUUCGCGGCACUUACCAGGGCUGGAAGAACUCGGUGCGCCACAACCUCAGCCUGAACGAGUGCUUCAUCAAGCUGCCGAAAGGCCUGGGCCGGCCCGGCAAGGGCCACUACUGGACCAUCGAUCCGUCCACCGAGUACAUGUUCGAGGAGGGUAGCUUCCGGCGACGACCGCGCGGCUUCCGGCGCAAGUGCCAGGCUCUGAAGCCGCAGUACCCGCAGUACUACGCCGGCGCUGGUCCCGUGGGCGUGCAAACGCCCGGUGCUUACGAGAACCUGGCUGCCGGGCCUGGCAUCGAGUACGCGAACGGUUAUCAGAAUCAGUAUCAGAAUUAUCAGGAGUACGCCAUGUACGCGCCGAGCGCGGCGGUCCCCGCCGAUUGGGCGUACGCGGACAGCCCGGCGGCGUACAAGUCGGGCCCGCCGAUUGCCGAGGUCACCUACAAGACCACCGAGGUCACGUACAAGACCGGCAGUGAGCCGGCGUCGUCGGUGUACAGAAACGGCGAAUUGGUGGCGUUCAAGAGCGAACCCGGGUUUGCCGGCAGGAGUCAGGAUCAGCUGACGGCCUACAGGCCUCCGACCGACGCCUUCCCGACGGUGAAGGAUCAUCAUCAGCAACAGCAUCACGCUGAUUACAAGGACGAAGCUAUGAUGAGCUACAAGUGUGCCAAUUCGACGCCCACCACGCAAGCGCCCGGACAGGAUUAUUACGUCAGUUAUGGUCUCGGGGGAGUCAACAAUGCCGCGAGUCACGGCGUCAACAUUGCUAUGCAACCCAUGCAAGAGCAGCCGGGUGGCAACAGCAGCCCCGCGGCCAACGUCAACUCGCCGCACAGCGGAUGUCAGACACCUGUCGCGGAUCACGGUGAGUCGCGAUGA